Molecule: messenger RNA, 4944 nt
Organism: Drosophila arizonae
Lineage: Eukaryota; Metazoa; Arthropoda; Insecta; Diptera; Drosophilidae
Gene: Gcn2
Product: eukaryotic translation initiation factor 2 alpha kinase Gcn2
Biological process (GO): DNA damage checkpoint signaling; regulation of translational initiation by eIF2 alpha phosphorylation; negative regulation of cytoplasmic translational initiation in response to stress
Cellular component (GO): cytosol; nucleus; cytoplasm
Molecular function (GO): protein binding; eukaryotic translation initiation factor 2alpha kinase activity; ATP binding
Source: RefSeq, a predicted model, not a curated record
AUGGCAGCGAAGGAAUCAUUUCGCGAACGACAAACACAGGAACUGGAGGUUAUAAAAUCCAUAUUCGGCGGCGAUGUGGAAGACCUAAGACCUCAGAGUAAUGCCUCGCAGUGGAAGCCAACGGACAUACGCAUACUGCUAACUCCAUUGCGAGACUCUUCUAAUGGCUUGCCACAGGCCUAUGUCUGCACCAAGCUCCACGUGACAUGCCCAUCCAAAUAUCCAAAGGUCGCGCCAAAAAUAGUGCUGGAGGAGUCCAAGGGCAUAUCGGAUCAGCUGUUAGAGGAACUGCUCGCCCAGCUGCAGGCGCAAUCCCAGGAGCUGCUGGGCGAGGUCAUGAUUUACGAGCUGGCGCAGACGGUUCGCGAUUUUCUGCUGCAGCACAACAAACCACCGAAGGGUUCAUUCUAUGACGAAAUGCUGCAGGCCAAGCAAAAGCGAGAACAGGAGGAAAAGGACUUGCAAAGGCAAAAGGAAACCAUAGAGCGUCAAACUCUAAUGGAUGAGGUGGAGCGUCGCAAAGAAAUAUUCAAAACGGAGGCCAAGCGACGCGGCGAACCAAGACGCAGCAUGAGUGAGUCCAACAAUCGUCAUCCCAGCUCUUCGGAAAGCUCUGAAAACUCCUCGCCCUACUAUCGCGGCUACACAUAUCCCAACAAGUGCCUGGAUCAUCGAAAUACAGAAAUGCUCUCCUUUUACAAGGUGGGUCGACAAAUUCAACGUGCCUGCUGCUUGGGUCAUUCGCAGCGUGGUUGUAUUGCCUACACCGGCGUCGAUGUCCAUUCUGGCCAGCUGCUGUACCUUACUGAGUGGAACAUCAAGUAUUCACAGAUAGAGCAGCCAUGCAGUGCUAAUGGGAAGUGCCACUGGAGCUCCGAGUCCAAGUGCUUGGGUAAUCAUCGAGUGGAUGAGUUGAUAUCCUCCAUAGAGAAACAGGUGGCAGCUCUGGCACAGUUGCAGCACAAGAAUCUCAUUCAAUACGAAUGUGUGCUCUGCAUCAAACGCAAGGAGGGCUUACUGGUCUAUCUGGUGCAGGACUUUCUGCUAGGCACAAGUGUUUAUAGCAUCUCCUCUACGUUGGGCUGGUGCAUGGAUGGUGCUCGCAUGGUGGCACGCGGUGUAUUGGAAGCCCUGGUAUUCCUGCACAAUAAGGGGGUCUCACAUAGCCAUUUGCUUGACAGCACAGUGUUUAUGGACAAUGCUGGAAACAUACGUUGUACGGACUUCUCGCUGGUUCCCAACUUGCUUGAGCUGAUUGGAGGAAUUGACCAAGGCAGCAAUCGUGGCGAUUUGCCAGCAUUAGGUGCACUAGUCGAAGCACUGAUGCCCACCCAUAGCUGCGAGAUGCGUGAUUUCGUCGAUAAGUGCAAUUCGGAUCGUACCUUGUCCGCCUCUGAGCUACUGGAGCAUCCCUUUCUACGUACCUACGUGGACAACGCACAGCAACACCUGACGCUGCAGCACACGCAGAAUCGUACCUCUCUAUUGCCCAGAUCCGAGCAGGCUGUAGCCGUGCAACGUGGUGUGGUACCCUUUCAAAUACCCACCUUAGCGCUGAGCCAGUCUCGAUUGCGCACCGAGUUCGAGGUGCUCAUGUAUUUGGGCAAAGGCGCCUUCGGGGAUGUGCUAAAGGUUCGCAAUAUACUGGACAAUCGGGAAUAUGCCAUCAAACGUAUACCACUGCCCGCCCGCAGUCGUCAGCUGUACAAGAAGAUGACUCGCGAGGUGGAGCUACUGUCACGCCUAAAUCAUGAGAAUGUGGUGCGCUAUUUCAACAGCUGGAUUGAAAGUGUUAGCGAUGCAGAUGCCGCUGAAUUGGACAAAGUGCUGGGUGGCGAUUGGUCGCAGAGUCAGGAGUUGAGCACAAAGCCUGCAAAAUCACCGCAGCUUGGAAUGACCGUUGAAGAGGAAGAGACGGAAAGCUCGUCGAGCAUGUGGAAUGGUUACAUAGCCAAUAUGGAUGACUCUGACUCCGAUGGCAUUGAGUUUGUGGACUCAAAUGGCAAAGUAGCCGUUUACGACAACGACGAUGAGAGUGAAGAUACCGAGAAAGAUGAUGCACUGCAGCACAAUCAAGGCAAUUCGCCGCGCCCACAGAUGCAAGUAAUGUAUAUUCAAAUGGAGUUCUGUGAGAAAUGCACACUACGCACUGCCAUCGACGAUAAUCUCUAUGAAAACACCGAUCGGCUGUGGCGCUUGUUUCGAGAGAUUGCCGAGGGCUUGUCGCACAUACAUCAACAAGGCAUUAUACAUCGGGACCUGAAGCCGGUCAACAUAUUCUUGGACUCGCAUGAUCAAAUUAAAAUCGGCGAUUUUGGUCUGGCUACCACGAGCUUUCUAGCGCUACAAUCGCACGCCGAGUAUCCGUCGCAUUCAACCGUUCAACAUGUUACCUCGACUGAGGAGGGCACAGGUACGGGUAAAGUAGGCACUACGCUUUAUGUGGCACCAGAGCUGACGGGCAAUGCCUCCAAGUCCGUAUACAAUCAAAAGGUUGACAUGUACACACUGGGCAUUAUACUGUUCGAAAUGUGUCAGCCGCCCUUUGACACAAGCAUGGAACGCGCACAGACAAUAAUGGCUUUAAGAAAUCCGUCCAUAGUCAUACCGAAGAGCAUGUUGCAGGAUCCCAAAUACGAGAAGACGGUCAAGAUGUUGCGCUGGCUGCUUAACCACGAUCCUGCUCAACGACCAACAGCCGAGGAGCUGCUUGUCUCGGACCUUGUGCCUCCUGCUGAGCUAGAGGCUAAUGAGUUACAGGAGAUGCUGCGGCAUGCCUUGGCCAAUCCACAAAGCAAAGCCUACAAAAAUCUUGUCGCGCGUUGUCUGCAACAGGAAAGCGACGCAGUACUGGAGCACACCUACCAUCUAAGCAGUAGCCGUGCUAUGAAAUCAUGGAACUCGGCCAUUGUUAUUGAUGACAUAGUUUCGCUCAAUCCGCUCAUCGAAUUUGUCAAGGCUAAGGUAGUCAAUGUGUUUCGCAAACACGGCGCCAUUGAGGUCGACUCGCCAUUGUUGUCACCGUUAUCUUCGCGCAACAGCCACUCCAGUGCCAAUAGCAACGCCGUUCAUCUAAUGACCCACUCUGGUUCGGUGGUGCUGUUGCCCACCGAUUUGCGUACUCAAUUCGCGCGGCACGUGACCAUGAAUGGGGUGAAUCUCAUACGUCGCUAUUGCGUGGAUCGUGUUUAUCGCGAGGAGCGCGUCUUCAAUUUUCAUCCGAAACAGAAUUACGAAUGCUGCUUCGAUAUCAUAACCCCUAGCACAAGUAGCCAACUGGUGGAUGCGGAGCUGCUCUCACUGGCAUUCGAAAUAAUCAACGAGCUGCCCCGACUGCGCGACCGAAACAUCGCCAUACGAAUGAAUCAUACAAAUUUGCUGCGCUCUAUUCUAAUAUUUUGCAAUGUGCCCAAGUCGCAGUAUAGCUCACUCUUCGAAGGAUUGCUAGACUUCAUUGAGGGGCGUAUUUCACGCUUUCAGUUUCAUUCAAGCAUCACGGCGAUCAUGGAAAAGUCGCGUACAUCGGCACAGACUUUGAUGGACAUGAUGCUAGCAAACUUUCUGCUCACUGGUUCCAGGAGCAGCGUGGAUGAAUCUGCCUUGAAAUCACUGAUGCGCGGCAAGGGUGAAGCAGCUUCCUUGGCACGCAGCGCUUUACGUGAACUGGAAACCGUAAUUGGACUAGCAUACAGUCUCGGCGUGACGUGUCCGAUAAACAUUUGGGCUGGGCUUCCUAUUAACUUUGAAAGUGCCAGUACCGGUGGCAUUGUCUGGCAAAUGACCGCUGACCUCAAACCAAAUCGUUCCGGACAGCCCUCUGUGUUGGCCAUGGGCCAGCGCUAUGAUGCCAUGUUGCAUGACUUUCAAAAACAGGCGCAGAGCUUUAAUGCGGCGUUGCCGACGCGUGGCAUGCUCAGCGGCGCGGGACUCACCUUGUCUUUGGACAAGCUGGUUGCUGCCGUGGGCAAGGAUUAUGCCAAAGACUGCCGUGCCAUCGAUAUUGGCAUUUGCGUGUGUGGCACACGGCCCCCGCUCAAGGAUGUCACUUACAUCAUGCGUUUACUCUGGUCCGUGGGCAUACGUUGCGGCAUCGUGGAGACCGUCGGCAGUGGCGGUGACGAGGCGCAGGACCUGUCACGUCUGGGUGCACUGCACGUCAUAUUGGUCGCAGAGAAUGGGGCAUUGCGUGUGCGUUCCUUUGAUCGUGACCGCUUCCAGGAGCGCCAUCUGACUCGUGCGGAGCUGGUCGAGUUCAUACAGAAAAUGCAGCGCAGCGAGGCCAUCAAUGGGGGAACGGUUGGCGGAGGUCCAGACUAUACCAGUCAGCUCUCCAACAUGAGCAGCAGUGGCGGUGGCAGCGGGCGUGGUGAGAGUGGCGUCAGCUUGUCAGCGUCCAAUGUGUCCAAUAUCAAGAACAGCUACAGUCAACUGCCGUCCGUGCAGGUAACAUUCCUCACCCACGACAAGCCCACAGCCAACUAUCGAAGGCGAUUGGAAAAUCAGGUUGCGCAGCAAAUGAGCUCAACACUGUCGCAGUUCAUCAAAAAGGAAUCCUUUGAGGUGCUGGUGGUGGAGUUGCCCCCAGCAGUGGUAAAUGCCAUAGUCGGUGCCAUCAAUCCCCGAGUGUUGCGGAAAAAAGAGACUGAACCCGAAAUGACUUUUGUGAUCGAAAGAUAUCCGAAAUACAAACGUUAUAUAUCGGAAAUAUACGAGGAGAUCGUGGACCAUUUGAAUGAUGCCAAGACACCAAUUGUGGCCUUGUACAGCAUUUCCGAUUCCUACUAUCGAGUUAUCAUCUAGAUGCUGUUUGUACACUAUCGUAUCCUAGCUGUGUGAUACUGUGACAAAAUACCGAUUUAUUCAAACCAAGUUAUGAAUAAGUUUUAAGUUAAUUGAAAUUAUUUUGCAAUAAUUCUAAGAUUAGAGUUUUUUUGCUCUGUGCUC